Messenger RNA from Lathyrus sativus (Indian pea), 345 nucleotides. The record is from the annotation of a GenBank genome assembly. Lineage: Eukaryota; Viridiplantae; Streptophyta; Magnoliopsida; Fabales; Fabaceae.
AUGGUGAUGGAGAGUUUUGAAGGAAGCUCGUGGGUUGUAGAGAUUCGCGGUGGACGGAAAGGCAGUUUCCGGCGAGGCUUUAAGAAGGUCUACCAAUUGGUAAUCAACGGUAAUCGAUGUUGGGAGUUUAAUGGCUUGAUUCAGCUUGCUAAGCAAACGGCUCAAAUGUUCAAGGGUCUUCACGAGUUUCAUACUUGGGUGAUUCUCUGUCGGGAUUACUUGGUGGGAUUGGGAAACAACUUCAGUUUCCUUCCUAUUUUGUCUGAUUUUGUCGGUGACGUUCUGGCUUUGAUUUGGGAAAGGAUGUUGUGCCCUUUUGAGUUCAGAUACUACCUUGCUUCAUGA